Oncorhynchus kisutch (coho salmon) is the source of this 6596-nucleotide messenger RNA. RefSeq names its product repetin-like. The record is from RefSeq and is a predicted model, not a curated record. Bases 245 to 2038 code for a protein of 597 amino acids. The transcript has 2 exons. NCBI's taxonomy places the organism in Eukaryota, Metazoa, Chordata, Actinopteri, Salmoniformes, Salmonidae.
AGAAGCAGGGGCCUGGAAACGAGUUUAUUGAUUGAUCAGUUGCCGUUCUAACAAAUUUAACUAUAUACAAUAGUAUUUCCAAGUCAAAGCACUCAGAAUUUUCUGACUCUGGUUGUGUGCAUGCAAGUUGUUUGAUCUCUCAAGAUCCAGAAUGAGAUGGCGAACACAAAGGCCUGCGCAAGGGUAGCAGAAGGGGCAGACGAGUGAACCUGGAGUAUCAGCCCAGCUCAGGCACCUUGGCAGAAUGGAUCCAGAGACAUGCAGCCACCAGAGGGAGUAUGGAGAACCAGAGACAUGCAGUCACCAGAGGGAGUAUGGAGAACCAGAGACAUGCAGUCACCAGAGGGAGUAUGAAGAACCAGAGACAUGCAGUCACCAGAGGGAGUAUGAAGAACCAGAGACAUGCAGUCACCAGAGGGAUAAUGGAGAACCAGAGACAUGCAGUCACCAGAGGGAUAAUGGAGAACCAGAGACAUGCAGUCACCAGAGGGAUAAUGGAGAACCAGAGACAUGCAGUCACCAGAGGGAGUAUGGAGAACCAGAGACAUGCAGUCACCAGAGGGAGUAUGGAGAACCAGAGACAUGCAGUCACCAGAGGGAGUAUAGAGAACCAGAGACAUGCAGUCAGCGGAUGGAGUAUGGAGAACCAGAGACAUGCAGUCACCAGAGGGAGUAUGGAGAACUAGAGACAUGCAGUCACCAGAGGGAGUAUAGAGAACCAGAGACAUGCAGCCGCCAGAGGGAGUAUGGAGAACCAGAGACAUGCAGUCACCAGAGGGAUAAUGAAGAACCAGAGACAUGCAGUCAGCGGAUGGAGUAUGGAGAACCAGAGACAUGCAGUCACCAGAGGGAGUAUGGAGAACUAGAGACAUGCAGUCACCAGAGGGAGUAUAGAGAACCAGAGACAUGCAGUCAGCGGAUGGAGUAUGGAGAACCAGAGACAUGCAGUCACCAGAGGGAGUAUGGAGAACUAGAGACAUGCAGUCACCAGAGGGAGUAUAGAGAACCAGAGACAUGCAGCCGCCAGAGGGAGUAUGGAGAACCAGAGACAUGCAGUCACCAGAGGGAUAAUGAAGAACCAGAGACAUGCAGUCAGCGGAUGGAGUAUGGAGAACCAGAGACAUGCAGUCACCAGAGGGAGAAUGGAGAACCAGAGACAUGCAGUCAGCGGAUGGAGUAUGGAGAACCAGAGACAUGCAGUCACCAGAGGGAGUAUAGAGAACCAGAGACAUACAGUCACCAGAGGGAGAAUGGAGAACCAGAGACAUGCAGUCACCAGAGGGAGAAUGGAGAACCAGAGACAUGCAGUCAGCGGAUGGAGUAUGGAGAACCAGAGACAUACAGUCACCAGAGGGAGAAUGGAGAACCAGAGACAUGCUGUCACCAGAGGGAGUAUAGAGAACCAGAGACAUACAGUCACCAGAGGGAGAAUGGAGAACCAGAGACAUGCUGUCAGCGGAUGGAGUAUGGAGAACCAGAGACAUGCAGUCAGAGGAGGGAGUAUUUAGAACCGAGCUCAGGGCAAUGGGACAAUGGCCUUGAGAAGAGAGGCAAUGGCCAGGUUAUGCCCCUAGAGUCCUACAGUGAAUACUGCAGCAUGAGGAGGACUAGAGAAGUUGGGGAGGAGUAUGGUGCUUCCUCUGCUAUGAGCCACAUCAUGUACCCAUCAUCCAGAGACUGGAGCAAAGGCUCAUUGAGGGGUAGCAGUGGUCCCUUCUCCCCAGACACAGAUGGGGACGUUGAUGGAGAUCCUGUGGAGCUCAGUGGGGAUUACCUGGAGCUCCUUCGUAAGAGGAUGGAGCUGGACAUCAUAGAGGAACAGAUUGCCGGCAAAAAAGCUGCUCUUGCUAUGGAAACCUUUGGGCCUGAAUCAAAGGCCAUCUGUAAACAGAAGACGAAGGACAAGGAAAUGUUAACACUUUUUUCCAGUAAGGAUGUUACUCUCAAAGCUAGGGUGAAUAGCAUUUUGAGAAAGCGGGCAUGGACCAAUGGAUGUCGCUCAAAUGCAUGUGCUUGUUACAUCUGUAUUUAUGAAUAGAUUUAUUUCCUGAAGUUUGGAUGAACUGUUCUGUUCCAUUACAUAGACUAAGUAGAGGCAGUAGAAUAACCCUCAAGUGCAGAUCUAGAAUCAAUUACCCAUAAACCUGUCCCAUUAACCAUUUAAAGGUUAAAAAAAAUACUAAACUGACCUUAGAUCAGUAUUCAGGGACAACGUAGGCUUGAUCAGCAUCAUACAUCUUCAAAUUAUUUCUUAAUUCUUUAUUGUGUGUCCCUUUCAGGAAAUGUGUCUUACAUCGCAAACUCAACAGCACAACUUCACCACAUAUACAUAAAUACAUUAGGGAUGUGCUUCUUUCUCUUUCAAGAUGAUUCGAUAGGUAUCUAGAUACAUGGGCUCUGAUAUGAUACGGGAACGAUAUGUUUUAGUUUGAAAUGAUUCGGUUUGGUUAGAGAAUUAAUAGAUUUGGUUUGAUACACUCAUUUGUUGCACUGACACGUUCAUUUUCCAUUCUAAAUUCAAAUAUGCUACUGAUGAAGCUCAUGAGCUGGGCCUCUGAGCUGUGCCUUCGGAAAGUAUUCAGACCCCUUGACUUUUCACACAUUUUGUUAGUUAGAUUUUUUAAAUUAUAACAUUUUUUUUCUUAUCAAUCUACACCUAAUACCCCAUAAGGACAAGCAAAAACAGAAUUUUAUGCUUUUUUUUUAAUGCAAAUUAAUAAUAAAAAAUAUAAAGAAAUUAUACUUGCAUACAGUGGGGCAAAAAUGUAUUUAGUCAGCCACCAAUUGUGCAAGUUCUCCCACUUAAAAAGAUGAGAGAGGCCUGUAAUUUUCAUCAUAGGUACACUUCAACUAUGACAGACAAAAUGAGAAAAAAAAUCCAGAAAAUCACAUUGUAGGUGUUUGUCCUUUUAGAAGGUUCUCCCAUCGCCACAGAGGAGCUCUGUCAGAGUGACCAUCGGGUUCUUGGUCACCUCCCUGACCAAGGCCCUUCUCCCCCGAUUGCUCAGUCUGGCCUGGCAGCCAACUCUAAGAAGUGUCUUGGUGGUUCCAAAUGAUGGAGGGCACUGUAUUCCUGGGGACCUUCAGUGCUGCAGAAAUGUUUUUGUACCCUUCCCCAGAUCUGUACUAUGACACAAUCCUGUCUCGGAGCUCUAUAGACAAUUCCUUCAACCUCGUGGCUUGGUUUUUGCUGUGACAUGCACUGUCAAAUGUGGGACAUUUUAUAGACAGUUGUGUGCCUUUCCAAAUCAUGUCCAAUCAAUUGAAUUUACCACUGCUGGACUCCAAUCAAGUUGUAGAAACAUCUCAAGGAUGAUCAAUGGAAACAGGAUGCAACUGAGCACAAUUUUGAGUCUCAUAGCAAAGGGUCUGAAUACUUAAGUCAGAAGUUUGCAUACACCUUAGCCAAAUAUUUAAACUCAGUUUUCACAAUUCCUGACAUUUAAGCCUACUAAAAAUUCCCUGUCUUAGGUCAGUUAGGAUCACCACUUUAUUUUAAGAAUGAUAAAUAUCAGAAUAAUAGUAUAAAGACUUAUUUCAGCUUUUAUUUCUUUCAUCACAUUCUCAUUGGGUCAGAAGGUUACUUACACUCAAUUGGUAUUUGGUAGCGUUGCAUUUAAACUGUUUAACUUGGGUCAAACCUUUCUGGGAGCCUUCUACAAGCUUCCCACAAUAAGUUGGGUGAAUUUUAGCCCAUUCCUCCUGACAGAGCUGGUGUAACUGAGUCCGGUUUGUAGGCCCCCUUGCUCUCACACGCUUUUUCAGUUCUGCCCCGACAUUUUCUAUAGUGUUGAGGUCAGGGCUUUGUGAUGGCCACUCCAAUACCUUGACUUUGUUGUCCUUAAGCCAUUUGGCCACAACUUUGGAAGUAUGCUUGGGGUCAUUGUCCAUUUGGAAAACCCAUUUGCGACCAAGUUUUAACUUCUUUGGGAUAGGGGGCGGUAUUUUGACGUCCGGAUGAAUAGCAUGCCCAAAGUAAACUUCCUGCUACCCAGGCCCAGAAGCUAGGAUAUGCAUAUAAUUGGUAGAUUUGGAUAGAAAACACUCUAAAGUUUCUAAAACUGUUAAAAUAAUGUCUGUGAGUAUAACAGAACUGAAAUGGUAGGCAAAACCCAGAGGAAAGACCAUUAAAAAAAUUCAGCAUACCACUGAUUUCAAUGCCUGACACUUUUAUAAUAGGGCAAAUUGGUCCCCAAUUGCAGUUCCUAGGGCUUCCACUAGAUGUCAACAGUCUUUAGAAAUAGUUUCUGGCUGGUUUUUGGGAGAAUGAGGGACAAGUUUUAGUUUCUCUAAGUGGCUCCCAUUUUGGCUGUAGCGUUUCCAAGCGCAUGGCUGAGAGAGCGUGUUCUUUUUGUUUAUCUCCGGUAAAGACAAUAACGAUUCUCCGUCUUAAAUUGUAUUGUUUAUUAUUGGUAUUAGGGUACCUAAGGUUUGAUUAUAAACCUUGAUUGACUUGCUUGGAUAAGUUUAUUAGUAACGUUUGGGAUUCAUUUUGUAUGCAUUUUGUAAGAGGGAAACCGAGUGGAUUAUUGACGGAAGCGCGCCAGCUAAACUGAGUUUUUAUGGAUAUAAAGAAGGAAUUUAUUGAAAAAAAGGACCAUUUGUAAUGUAACUGGGACAUUUUGGAGUGCCAACAGAAGAUUUUCAAAGGUAAGGCAUAUAUUAUAUCGCUAUUUAUGACUUUUGUGUCGCAACUCCCUGGCUGAAAAUGAUUUGUUAUGCAUUUGUGUGCUGGGCGCUGUCCUCAGAUAAUAGCAUGGUUUGCUUUCGCCGUAAAGCCUUCUUGAAAUCUGACACCUUGGCUGGAUUAACAACAAGUUAAGCUUUAUUUUGAUGUAUUGCACUUGUGAUUUCACGAAAGUUGAAUAUUUAUAGUAAUUUGAAUUUGGCGCUCUGCCAUUUCACUGGAUGUUGGCCAGGUGGGAUGCUACCCUCCCACCCAUCCAUAAGAAGUAGCUUUAACUUCCUGACUGAUGUCUUGAGAUGUUGCUUCGGGAGGUCGACCGAUUAUGAUUUUUCAAUACCGAUACCGAUUAUUAAAAGCCCAUUUUUAUUUAUUUAUUUAAUUUGUAAUAAUGACAAUUACAACAAUACUGAAUUAACACUUAUUUUAACUUAAUAUAAAACAUUUAUUAUAUACAUAAUAUAAUAAAAUCAAUUUAGCCUCAAAUAAAUGAAACAAGUUCAAUUUGGUUUAAAUAAUGCAAAAACAAAGUGUUGGAGUAGAAAGGAAAAGUGCAAUAUGUGCCUUGUAAGAAAGCUAACGUUUAAGUUCCUUGCUCAGAACAUAUGAAAGCUGGUGGUUCCUUUUAACAUGAGUCCCAGGUAAGAAGUUUUAGGUUGUAGUUAUUAUAGGACUAUUUCCCACUAUACCAUUUGUAUUUCAUUAACCUUUAACUAUUGGAUGUUCUUAUAGGCACUUUAGCAUUGCCAGUGUAACGGUAUGGCUUCCGUCCCUCUCCUCGCUCCUCCCUGGGCUCGAACCAGGAACACAACGACAACAGCCACCCUCGAAGCAGCGUUACCCAUGCAGAGCAAGGGGAACAACCACUCCAAGUUUCAGAACAAGUUACGUUUGAAACGCCUGACAGUUGUCAUAUAAAGAAGCUGAUUAAACAGCAUGAUCAUUACACAGGUGCAUCUUGUGCAAAGGAAGAUGAAAGGACACUUUAAAAUGUACUGUUUUGUCACACAACACAAUGCCACAGAUGUCUGAAGUUUUGAGGGAGUGUGCAGACUGCAGGAAUGUCCACCAGAGCUGUUGCCAGAGAAUUUAGCAGUACGUCCAACUGGCCUCACAACCGCAGACGACGUGGGGGGUGCUGUGGAGCAUUUUUGUCUGUAAUAAAUCCCUUUUGUGGGGAAAAAAAUCUUUCUGAUUGCCUGGGCCUGGCUGUGGGUGGGCCUGGCUGCCAAGUGGGUGGGCCUGUGCCCUCCGAGGCCCACCCAUGGCUACACCCCUGCCCAGUCAUGUGAAAUCCAUAAGUUAGGGCCUAAUGAAUUUAUUUCAAUUGACUUAUUUCCUUAUAUGAACUCUUAGAAAUUGUUGCAUGGUGCUAUUACAUUUUUGUUCAGUAUAGUAAUACUACCCUAGGAUUUGUCUUCUGGCCAUAUCCUUUAAGGAUUCAUAUUGAAGCUUUUUUCAGUGUACUGUAUGUUCAGAUUGCUUUUAUGUUAUUAUGGCAUGGGCAGUACCAGGUGGUUGCUUUAGUUAUAAAAGCCAGGAAACUGACUAUUUUUAAUUCCGAGAUUCUAUUUCUAUAGAACCUGUCCUGUUUCACUUUGUAUCUCAGGACUAAGAGUGGAGUAAUGUAUAAUUUCUACGUAAUGGGGCUAAUAUUUUUUUUAAUCAUGAAUUACGUUAUGGCGAGACAAAACACAUUUGAACUCAAUAGAAACUGUGUGGCAGUCAUCUUUGUAAGUUCAUGUACAGUAUACUUGUGUGCAUUCUGUGUUCCCCUGUUUUCAGGAAGAGAUGCAGUCUGAAGCACAUGGCAUUCUCAGAUUUUCCACAACUCAAGAUGACAAAUACAAGAUUGUAUUGUAGUACAUGUUUUUUUGCAGAUUUAAAAAAUAAACCCAACAAUUAUUGCAAA